Messenger RNA from Harmonia axyridis, 1454 nucleotides. RefSeq names its product lipase 3-like. Bases 185 to 1396 code for a protein of 403 amino acids. Lineage: Eukaryota; Metazoa; Arthropoda; Insecta; Coleoptera; Coccinellidae. Gene Ontology annotation, molecular function: hydrolase activity, acting on ester bonds. The transcript is spliced from 7 exons. Gene Ontology annotation, biological process: lipid metabolic process. The record is from RefSeq and is a predicted model, not a curated record.
UUCAAACAUCGUGGAGUAUCUUGUUAAAACUUACAUUUCGCUGUUAGACUGAUAAAUUGUGGUAUACCAUAAAUCUAAACCAACACCAGUAGCACGCUGAAAUAUUUAAUAAUAAUAAUAAAUUCGCAAAAAUUUUGAAAUAACAAAUAUUUUGGUUCUGUUUCAGUGAUCUAGAAUUCAUGCAAUGGUCCUACCUCCUACAAUAUUUUUUGUAAUUGCAAUAUUCAGUGGAGUAAAGUUAGUUAUUGGAUAUUCCGACUGGAAGUUUGACCCCGAUGAAGGACUGAAUACACUUCAAAUAAUAAGGCGGCAUGGAUAUCCAGCUGAAUCUCAUAUAGUGGAAACAGAAGAUGAUUAUUUACUCACACUUCACAGAAUUCCUGGAUCAAAAAAUGGGAGUAAGGGAGGCCAACCUAUAUUUCUUCAACACGGCCUGUUAUCCAGUAGCUCUGAUUGGGUGGACGAAGGAAAUACAUCGUUGAGUUUUAUGUUAGCCGAUGAAGGCUACGACGUAUGGCUUGGAAAUGCCAGAGGAAAUCAUUAUUCCAUUGGACAUACUAAGUUGAAACUAGACUCUGAACAGUUUUGGAACUUCAGUUGGCAUGAAAUGGGUGUUUACGAUCUACCAGCAGUAAUUCAAUUCAUAAGUACGACGACAGGUAAAGGAGGUGAGAUACUUUAUGUGGGACAUUCCAUGGGCACUACCAUGUUUUAUGUGUUCUCUUCUUUGAGACCAGAAAUUGCCAAACUGGUCAAAUUGAUGGUGUCUCUAGCUCCUGUAGCAUAUAUGAAGAAUGUGCGUUCUCCAAUAAGAUAUCUUACACCCUUCAUAUGCGAAGAGGAGUGGAUCGCUAAACAUUUAGGAAUAAAGCAAUUUCUUCCAGAUAACAAAAUAAUGAAACUGUUGAAUUAUGAAUGUGAAAUAACGGAUGGUGGAAAAAUCUGCGAAAAUCUAAUAUUUUUGCUUUGUGGAGCUGAUAAAGACGAGUAUAAUGAGGAUAUAAUGCCUGUAGUCCUGCAACAUAUCCCUGCAGGAUCGUCAACCAAAACAGUUCUGCAUUAUGGCCAAGAAAUAAAAUUCGAUGGAAAUUUUCAACAAUACGACUAUGGUAUUGAAGGAAACCUGAAGCAGUAUGGGACAAAAACUCCACCAUUAUAUGACCUAACCAAAAUAGAAGUGCCAAUGUAUUUGAUGUAUUCGACAAAUGAUUUUUUCGCGAGUCCAAUAGAUGUCCUAAGAAUGUCCAAGCAAUUGACCAAUCUCGUUGGCAUGUAUUUGAUUCCAUUGAAGAAGUUCAACCAUGUGGACUUUUUAUUCGGGAAGGAUGCAUUCAAAGUAGUUUAUGAGCCUCUAGUUAAAGUAUUGAAGAACUAUACUGUGAUAGCCAAGGUUUAAGUUAGAUUAGUUGAAGUUGUUCUUUGAAUGUAUGUAAAUAAAAUCUGCCUAAGGUUGA